Messenger RNA from Funneliformis mosseae, 1188 nucleotides. The record is from the annotation of a GenBank genome assembly. Lineage: Eukaryota; Fungi; Glomeromycota; Glomeromycetes; Glomerales; Glomeraceae.
AUGAAGGGUUUAAAAGUUCGAUCUUUAGUUUCUCUGGUAAUAACCUUGUGCAUUUUAAAUGUCAUCGAUGCCGGAACCAUUCCUACGCCUAGAAAUCUUUUAAAAGCACGUGAUUUACCAGUCUCUACAAAUGGUAAAUGUGGUUCAUCAGCUGGAACUCGAUGUGCGAGUGGAUCGUGUUGUUCUCAAUAUAAUUUCUGUGGUACUACUUCCGCAUACUGUUCAACUGGAUGUCAAUCGUCAUUUGGAACUUGUGGAACCACCUCAACUCCACCACCAACUGGUUUACCAAUCUCUACAGAUGGAAAAUGUGGUUCAUCAGCUGGAACUCGAUGUCCGGAUGGAUCGUGUUGUUCUCAAUAUAAUUUCUGUGGUACUACUUCCGAUUACUGUUCAACUGGAUGUCAAUCGUCAUUUGGAACUUGUGGAACCUCAACCCCAGUAACUGGUGAAGUUGAACAGUUUGAUAAAUGUACCAAAUCAAACACCAUCGCACUAACAUUUGAUGACGGUCCACGAAACGUCACCGCAAAAUUGCUUGAUGACCUUAAAGCAAAUAAUGUAAAAGCCACAUUUUUCAUGAACGGACAUGCAUUCCCAGAACAUUGCAUUUAUGAUUACGCCGCUAUUUUACAACGAGCAUACAAAGAAGGACAUCAAAUAGCUUCACACACAUGGUCACACCCUCAUUUAACUCAAGUAUCCGAAGCCGAAAUCAAUUAUCAACUUGAACAAAAUGAAAUUGCAUUCAAAAAGAUUAUUGGCGCAAUCCCGACAUACGCCCGUCCACCAUUUGGAGAACACAACGCAUUAGUACGUAAAGUGUUGAAACAACGAGGAUACAAGAUGAUUAUGUGGGAUAUUGACACUUUAGAUUGGCAAGAGGAUUUACAACAGUCUAUUAAAAUCUUUGAUAGUGAAAUGAACAAGUCACCUCAACCUAAUCCUCAUAUCGUGUUAAAUCAUGAUAGAGUUGAUACCACUUCCACUACCCUCGGACUUUAUGAAAUUAAGGAUGGUUUAAAGAGGGGGUAUAAAGUGACAACAGUUGGCGAUUGUGUAGGACAAUCUAAUCAAAAUGAUUGGUAUAGAGAUAUUGGUGAAUUUCAAAAACCCGAUAAAAAUUAUUCAUUAGAUUUUCCAACCAAGUACGGAGGUUUUAACAAGAUCAACGAUUCUCCUACAUAG